Messenger RNA from Grammomys surdaster, 2314 nucleotides. RefSeq names its product double PHD fingers 1 (gene Dpf1). Bases 106 to 1272 code for a protein of 388 amino acids. The transcript has 12 exons. Gene Ontology annotation, cellular component: nBAF complex. NCBI's taxonomy places the organism in Eukaryota, Metazoa, Chordata, Mammalia, Rodentia, Muridae. Gene Ontology annotation, biological process: nervous system development. The record is from RefSeq and is a predicted model, not a curated record.
GUAGCGCGCUGGGCGGCAGAGCGGGCGGCGCAAGCCGGGCUGGGCCCGCGCGCAGCGGCAGCAGCAGCGGCGCCCCGGGCCGGAGGCGGCCCAGCCGAGCGGGCCAUGGCCACCGCCAUUCAGAACCCGCUCAAGUCCCUUGGCGAGGACUUCUACCGGGAGGCCAUCGAGCACUGCCGCAGCUACAACGCGCGCCUGUGUGCCGAGCGCAGCCUGCGCCUGCCCUUCCUCGACUCGCAGACCGGCGUGGCCCAGAACAACUGCUACAUCUGGAUGGAGAAGACCCACCGCGGGCCUGGUUUGGCCCCGGGACAGAUCUACACUUACCCCGCCCGCUGUUGGAGAAAGAAACGGAGACUCAACAUCCUGGAGGACCCCAGGCUCCGGCCCUGCGAGUACAAGAUCGAUUGUGAUGCACCCCUGAAGAAGGAGGGUGGCCUCCCAGAAGGGCCAGUCCUUGAGGCUCUGCUGUGUGCUGAGACUGGAGAGAAGAAAGUGGAGCUGAAGGAGGAGGAGACCAUAAUGGACUGUCAGAAACAGCAGUUGCUGGAGUUUCCGCAUGAUCUCGAGGUAGAAGACUUGGAGGAAGACAUUCCCAGGAGGAAGAACAGGGCCAAAGGAAAGGCAUAUGGCAUCGGAGGGCUCCGAAAACGCCAGGACACCGCAUCCCUGGAGGACCGAGACAAGCCGUACGUCUGUGAUAUCUGUGGGAAGAGGUAUAAGAACCGGCCAGGGCUCAGCUACCACUACACCCACACCCACCUGGCUGAGGAGGAGGGGGAGGAGCACACUGAGCGCCACGCCCUGCCUUUCCACCGGAAAAACAACCAUAAACAGUUUUACAAAGAAUUGGCCUGGGUCCCCGAGGCACAGAGGAAACACACAGCCAAGAAAGCACCAGAUGGCACUGUCAUCCCCAAUGGCUACUGUGACUUUUGCCUGGGGGGCUCCAAGAAGACUGGGUGUCCGGAGGACCUCAUCUCCUGUGCGGACUGUGGGCGAUCAGGACAUCCCUCGUGUUUACAGUUCACGGUGAACAUGACCGCGGCUGUGCGGACCUACCGCUGGCAGUGCAUCGAAUGCAAGUCCUGCAGCCUGUGUGGCACCUCAGAGAAUGACGACCAGCUGCUGUUCUGUGAUGACUGUGACCGAGGUUACCACAUGUACUGCCUGAGCCCUCCCAUGGCGGAGCCCCCGGAAGGGAGCUGGAGUUGCCACCUCUGUCUUCGGCACUUGAAAGAAAAGGCCUCUGCUUACAUCACCCUGACUUAGGCCUGGCUGUACUUCUCCAGGACCUUUGGGUGGUGCUAUCUUCUGCCUCUUGGAGCUCCUGGCUCUUCCCACCCGGUGUCCCCAGGGGAAGGGAUAGGGUGAAACCUAGAGGGGGUCCAAGGUGUUCUCCCUCUGCAAGUGGAAUGUUACCCUGCGGGUGGGCGGGUCCCGCAGGGUCCCUCCUGUAAACCCUCUUCAUCCCUUGACAAAUGGGCACCAGGCUUCUGCCCCUCUCAAAGCCAUACCCCGCCUCUGGGCGGGCAUAGAGGGGUCGUGGAUGCUAGCCAGCGGCACGGAAAGAGCCUUUUUCUAAAGAAAAAGACAAAAAGUGAAAAAAAAAAAGGAAAAAAAAGAAAUUAAUAUAUACAAAGAGUCCUAUAAAGCCUAGCUGGGUGGAGGAGCACUGUUGAGUGUCUGCUGGGGACCUGACUUUACCAGUUUCCUGAAUGGCGCCUCCCCACCCCGUUUCUGGAGUUGCAAUGGUCUCAACUCCCAUCUGAGGUGGGUAUCAUCCCUUGCUCACACCCAGGCCGGCUGGGCACGGUGCCCACCGUGGACACUGCAUGAUGUGAACCAUGGUUUUGAACUCUUCCCGCCCCUCCUUGUUAGCCCCGCCCCGCGCCCGCCCGGUGCCUGCCAGGCCUGGGGCAUGCAGCUGGGGAGGCCGGUGGGGUGAGGCAGGCAGGCAGCCAGCCCGCUGCAGUGAGAAGCACAGAUUGCAAUGGACUCAGUUUUUUUUUUUCCCUCCCCCCUCCCUUCCCAGCCCUUUCCCUACCCAGCCAGGCUGGGCUGCCGCCUGCCCCCCUCGCUAGCCAUUUUGGGGGUGGCAAGGGGGUGUGGUUGUUUCUCGUGGUUGUGUGUGUUUGUUGUUCGGGUUUUAAAAAAAGGGAAAUUGAGACUGAAGUGGGGGAGGUGGAGGGUCUGGGGGAGUCUGCCCCCGAUCCAGGAGUACCCCUCUUGCCACCAAGUCUCCUUUAUUGCCUGCCUCUGCUGUGAAUUAACUUGUUCUGUGUAUUAAACUGGGCCUGACCUCUCUGCCCAC